GCUACGUCACUCCGAGCUCGCCUCCUGACGGCACUUCCGGCUCCGAGUCGCACGUGUGGUGGGUGAUACCGGCUUCUGGGGAUCUGCGAUGAAGUGUCACUACGAAGUGCUCGGGGUCCGCAGGGACUGCACCGAUGAGGACCUCAAGAAGGCCUACAGGAAGCUGGCCCUGAAAUGGCACCCGGAUAAGAACCUGGAUAAUUCAGAAGAAGCCGCCGAGCAGUUUAAGUUAAUCCAAGCAGCCUAUGAUGUUAUAAGUGACCCCCAAGAAAGAGCCUGGUAUGAUAAUCACAGGGAUGCCCUGCUGAAAGGAGGGGUGGAUGGGGAGUACCAGGAUGACAGCCUGGAUCUGGUGCAGUACUUCACCGUCACCUGCUACUCGGGCUAUGGGGAUGAUGAGAAGGGGUUUUACGCCGUGUACAGACACGUCUUUGAACUGAUUGUGAAAGAAGAAAUGGAGAGUAAAGUUGACGGCACUUCCGAGGAAUACCCAUCUUUUGGAGACUUGCAGAGCGACUAUGACACGGUGGUCCAUCCCUUCUACGCUUACUGGCAGAGCUUCUGUACUUCAAAGAACUUUGCGUGGAAAGAAGAGUACGACACCAGGCAGGCAUCUAACCGAUGGGAGAAGCGAGCUAUGGAGAAGGAGAAUAAGAAAACCCGGGAAAAGGCACGCAAGGAAAGAAAUGAACUUGUCCGCCAGCUGGUGGCCUUCAUCAGGAAGAGAGACAAGCGUGUGCAAGCCCAUCGGAAACUGGUGGAAGAGCAGAACGCAGAGAAAGCCAAGAAGGUGGAAGAACUUCGCAGACAACAGAAGUUACAGCAGGCUAAGCUGGCAGAGCAGUAUAAGGAGCAAAGCUGGAUGGCCAUGUCUGACCUGGAGAAAGAGCUGCAGCAGAUGGAAGCUCAGUACGACAAGCAGUUCGGGGACCAAUCAGAUGACUACGAGGAGGACGUAACGGAAGCUCCAAAAGAAGGCGGCAACGAAGCUGAAGAAGAUGACUUUUAUGAUGACCUGUACUGUCCUGCGUGUGAUAAAGUGUGCCAGACAGAGAAAGCAAUGAGAAACCAUGAGAAGUCCAAGAAGCAUCGGGAAAUGGUAGCUUUGUUACGGCAGCAACUGGAGGAGGAGGAGGAAGAGUUCAAUACUUCUGUAGCUGAGGAAAAUGGUGUCCAAGAUGAAGAAGGCAUCUUAUCUGAUGAGGAAGAAGUGGAGGAGACGCAAAAGCCAAAGCUUUCCAAAAAACAAAAAAAGAGAAAAAAGCAAAAAUCUCCAAAGGUGCUCGAUGAAAGCUUGGAGGGAGAGACUCCUCGAGAUCCGAAUGCCGAAGUCCAGGAGGAUCUGGAGAAACAGACACCUAGCUCUCCCACGGUGGACGAGGAAACCGUCCUUCCAGACACAGACUCCGCUGCAUCGUCUAAACCCAACGAGGCAGAACCGCAAGCUACCGAGGAGAAAGCAGCACCAAAAGUGACAGGAAAGAAAACCAAAAAUGCGAAAAAAGCAUCAAAACAGGUGGCAGAACCGGACGUUAAAGCGGAGAACGAUGCUCCCUUGCGCUGUAACACUUGUGCAUCCGAAUUUUCAACUCGGAAUAAACUCUUUAACCAUCUGAAAACAUCGGGACAUUCAUUGGCAAUAAACGGCCCCGCCGGGAGCUCCGCCAACAGCAGCAAAACCAAAAAGGAGAAAAGAAAAAACCGAUAACUGUCGAGGGGAACGGGCCAAAGACCUCUCCGGAGCAUUAAACCGCUGCUAACCGCACGCUGUCCGCAGAGCAACGGGCGCCGCGUGCGAACCUUGGUGCUGACGUCCGAUUAUUAAAAAGAACGUAUUGCACAGAUCACUCGUGGAGAUUAUUCCACAAAUACAACCUGGAGCUGUAACUCUUCGUGUUUGCGCUUCACCGCCGGCUUUCCAAUAUAUAGAUCGUGGGGACAGAUGCCCCCCGUCACCCAGAAAACGCUGUACGUCUCCGUGCUCUUACUUCAAGUGUCUUUUAAUAGCUGAUUUUUUUUCCCCCCUUUUCGUGACAAAACCAGUGUAAAUGUGGAUAGUAAAUCAUUUAUUGUGUCUAAUUUAUUUAGCUGGAGGAAUCAUAUUCCACGCAGUUCUUAUUCACUAAAGUGGGAGUUUGCAGGGGUGUAGUGCUUAAGCUCCCCUAACUGGUGCGUAAUGAAGGGCCGACCCUGGGAAGCCUUUCCUGCAGCAUGGAAUAACGCAUAACGCCCUGCUUAAUGCAUAAUUCAGCCAGUCCGGUGUCUUUGAGGAAAUGUUCGUACGUUGUGCAUUGUACAGGGCCUACACAAACUCCCGUGAAUAAACCCCAAUGUGAAUGAAAUGCCUCGUUAUUUAACUUGUUUUGUUUCCAACUUUCGGUUACAGAAGUUUGAUCUCUUGUUUUAUUAGACUCGCGCCAUGUGACUUUUUUCUGUUAUCCACCAACGGCUUCAUAACUUUAUGAUGUUUGUUCUGCUAGGGAAAGCAAAA
Molecule: messenger RNA, 2491 nt
Organism: Spea bombifrons (plains spadefoot toad)
Lineage: Eukaryota; Metazoa; Chordata; Amphibia; Anura; Pelobatidae
Gene: DNAJC21
Product: DnaJ heat shock protein family (Hsp40) member C21
Exons: 12
Coding region: 89-1708 (539 amino acids)
Cellular component (GO): cytoplasm
Molecular function (GO): nucleic acid binding; zinc ion binding
Source: RefSeq, a predicted model, not a curated record